This is a messenger RNA of Solenopsis invicta (red fire ant), 1152 nucleotides long. RefSeq lists its product as uncharacterized. The transcript has a single exon. Lineage: Eukaryota; Metazoa; Arthropoda; Insecta; Hymenoptera; Formicidae. Bases 1 to 1152 code for a protein of 383 amino acids. The record is from RefSeq and is a predicted model, not a curated record.
AUGGCCAAGUCGGUGGAGAGGUCCAAAAAUAUACAGGGACCAAUCCGUAAAGAUCUAUGGCGAGCCUAUACCGAUCUAACGGCGGGUCUGACGGCCAUCAUGUCCAGGAGCGGAGAAGACGAAGAGGCGCGACAGCGCCGAGAGGAACGCGCGGCUCUGGCUAAGGCCAGAGCUAAAUGGGAAGCCGAGAAGCGCAAAAUGGAGGCGGAGCUCGGGCAGCUCCGCGUCCGCGUGGCGCUUCUCGAGAAGAGCUCGCACACGCGCGCUACUGACAUAGAUGGCUACACCGACGCCGAAGUCCAAACGGACAUGGACCUCGACGCGGAGGUCAUCGAUUCCUUGACCGGGGAACCCCCUCACUUGCCGCACCCGAAGUACUCGGAUACGGCGACCGGGGAAUCCCCCGGUGAGGCACCGUACGAAGCUGCCACCACCAAGCGCACCUUGCCGGUGGUGGUCAGCGUAGAAAAGCUGAAGGAGCCGUACUUUCGUCCGCCGCUAAAGGGGGUCAGCAAGCAGCUGAACCCCCUGUCGAAAGUGGCGGACCGUAGAGCGGCUCCCGCUCCCCGCUCCUCCUUUCCUGCCUUCCCCCCUCCCUCCAGUCCUCUGGAGAAGUCGGGAUGGGCCAGGGUCGGGGAGAGCGGGAGAAAGGAAAAGAAGAGGGCGAAAGCCCUGACUGAGGACGGCCUAAAGGAGGCCCUCUCUAGAGUCCUCCCGGCCGUCCUCGCCGAGAUGGGACUUCUCCCCGCCCCUAGGAUGGCGGAGAGGCCCAGGGCGCCCCCGACUGCUGACAAGAUUGCAAAGCAGUCCGGGGUUGCCCCUCAGAAAGAAGAGGGCAACGCGGCCGUAGCAGCCGCGAGACCCGCUCCGAGGCAGGAGGCCACCCCGUCCAUACUUGAGUUGUGGACGGAGGUGGUCUCCAAAAAGACCAAAAAGAAGGCCGCCAAAGCCGCCGAGAGGGCGACAAAGACGGUUCCACCCUUGGUGGCGAGGCCGACAAGGGUUCUGUCCCGCCCUCGAAAAACCCCCCCCAACAGUCUUCUUCCUCUUCGAAGAAGAAGAAGAAGAAAAGGGGUGGACGUGGAGGGGGACAGGGGGGACCUGGGGGGCAAACCCCAGGAGGAGCCGGCUCUCAGGGUCCGGCCAAGGUGA